Molecule: messenger RNA, 2718 nt
Organism: Rhinichthys klamathensis goyatoka
Lineage: Eukaryota; Metazoa; Chordata; Actinopteri; Cypriniformes; Leuciscidae
Gene: ube2ql1
Product: ubiquitin-conjugating enzyme E2Q family-like 1
Exons: 2
Coding region: 311-1150 (279 amino acids)
Source: RefSeq, a predicted model, not a curated record
GCAGGACCCUUGAUUACUCAUUCCGUCCAGGUACAGCGGAAGCUACCCGACCUGAGGUGCUCCGCUCCCGCUAUUCUAAUUCUUGUAUGCCUGCGCCAGAUUAUCGGUUCAUUUUCUAGCAACGUUAUCGCGCCUUUUGCAGCAGCCGCGGGUGUGCAGCCUCACAGGGAAUUAUAGGAGUAGGAAUGCGUAUUAAAUGAGAGCUCUUGUGUUUCAGUGCACUCGCGGGGAGAAGUGAUGCAUUGAGGAAGAGCUGCUUUGCGGGCGUCUUUUUUUCCGAGCUCCAUUACACGAACGACGAACCAUCACAAUGGCUACUCUUUUGAGAAAAAUCGGGCUCAUUCGACUGCACGACCGAGACACGGAGGACCCGAAGCAUCACCACCAGGGCUCAUUGAAAGGGACCAAAGGCAACCAGAAAAACAACAACACGAAGCACUGCAACACCAGCAACGAGACCAACAACAUCCUCAGCACGCCCGAAAUCAAAGCCAGGCGCUUCGACGUGUCCGGCAAGGACAAGCCAGCCGUCAAACAGGACAAACCCAGCAAGGACACGAAAGAGAAGCAGCUAACGGCUGGCAGUAAGGCGACGAGCGGCUCCGUGAUGCCCCCGCCGGCGGCGAACCGACAGCACUGCACCCAGGUGCGGACGCGGAGGCUGAUGAAGGAGCUGCAGGAGAUCCGGCGGCUCGGCGACAACUUCAUCACGGUGGAGCUGGCGGACGAUAACCUGUUUGACUGGAAUGUCAAGCUGCACCAGGUGGACAAGGACUCCGCGCUGUGGCAGGACAUGAAGGAGACCAACACCGAGUACAUACUGCUGAAUGUCACCUUCCCCGACAAUUUCCCCUUCUCUCCGCCGUUCAUGCGGGUCCUCACGCCGCGGCUGGAGAACGGAUACGUGCUGGACGGCGGCGCGAUCUGCAUGGAGUUAUUAACGCCUCGCGGCUGGUCGAGCGCUUACACCGUCGAGGCCGUGAUGAGGCAGUUCGCUGCCAGUCUGGUGAAAGGACAGGGUCGUAUCUGCAGGAAAGCAGGCAAGUCUAAGAAGGCCUUUAGUCGCAAGGAAGCUGAGGCGACCUUCAAGAGCCUUGUCAAGACCCACGAGAAGUAUGGCUGGGUGUCCCCUCCCGUGUCCGACGGCUGAUGUCAGCAUCUUCGACGGCGAUCCCGACAUGGCUUAUUUCAGUUGGGUUUUCUUCUUUUUCAUCAUCAAACUUAACUACGAAAAAAAAAAAAAAGCUAGCGCAUCAUAUCUUACACAACAACGUGGCACAUUCACCAUCACCCCGUCCUUCACUCUUCUUCAUCGAGGUGCCAUGGACCGAACACUCGCUGCGACAUCACAAUUACUCAUGAGUGGGCGUCGCUGCAGCUACAUACAGCUAAGGACUCUGGAUAUUAUUGAGGCUCCAAACAAAGUUAAAUGUGCACCAAUCCCACAUCCUCACUCUAUAUCCUUGUCUAUCCGUCUGUUUUGCUUAUUUUCUUCGCCAUCCAAUCCCUCUUUCCUUUUAUAGCUGACAAUGCAUUGCACUGAACAGCAUCAGACUUGCCCCCUUUUACAUGCAAAUGACUUUGUUGUUAACACUUAAUAGAUAAGCAGAUCAUUACACUACAUUUGAGGUUCGGUUUUUCUGGUUUCCUCCUCAUCGGCUGUGCUGUUUUUCACAGUUGGAUGCAACAUGAUGAUUGUAAUUUAUGUAGAGCUGUGCUCUUUCUUUUCCUCUGUACGCGUGGCAAAAUUUAGACAUCACUGUGUUGCGUAGCUGGUCAUUGAUUUCCAAUGGAGAAAAAAUACUCUAGGUCUUUGUUCAGACAGGCAGCAAAUAUCCGAUUUUUCAAAUUCAAUUGUUUUUUGAAGUCUGACCAGAAAAAAGAGAUGAAACCCAGUUUACAAACCCAUAUGUGUUCAAAUACAAUGAGAAAGUCUGGCAUCAUGCUAAUGCUUACAUCAAUACAAUGGCAACCAACAUAAUCUGAACAAACACCAGAUUUCAUCACUUAUAAAACAACAGGACUGCCAGUCCUAAAGAUCGGAUUUGAAAAAUUGGAUAGAUACGCAGUGUGAACAGAGUCUUCGUUGCUUAUGCAGACGUCAAAGAAAAUAAAUGUGAACCACCUCUAUUGGUCAUUCUAUUAUUUGUUUUUGGAGAAGACCAAAAGCUCUUAAUUCUGAUGAUUUAGAUACCAGAUGGCAUUAACGAAUGUCGACGUCCCAAUGGGAUCUUAGUAUUGGCGACAGAGAGAGGCAUGUGACAGACAUGGUGGUGUUUGCACAUGAGAUGUUGAGUGUUCAUCGUGGCAUCUGUCCCCAUGGAGCUCUGAGCGACAGGACAAUGCCGAUUGAGCGGACCCACCCCUUUGUGAGACAACAUAGGGAAUUACUGUAACUUGGCACUUUCACAUGCCGAUGCCACAGCUGAUGCCCCAAACACGAUCAAACAUUAAUUGUGCUGAUUCGCUCGUACUAUUUUGGCUCAUCGAUCGAUACGCUCGGGGUUGUGGGCCCCGAUUCAUCCGCCUUUCACUGACUCUGCAUCACUGUGCUGUGUGCUUGAUCAAUACUAGACUAGAACAACAGUAAACAAGACAAAAUGGCCGACAGCCCAGGGUAUAAGGUCUCAUGACUAUAAACAUCGCUCUCGAACUGCGUAAAUCAACGCACAAUCUCAGUUAUGACUUAAAACCUGGACUGGUAGCUGGUGCCGCUAC